GGUUUUAUCGAUAUAUUAUAUUCGAUAACCAAAUCAGCUGUUUUUGACAAAUUGGAAAGUCAAACAAUUUCGAAAUGUCGGACGCUGUAGAUGAAAUGUUGGCGGGACUUGCCGCCAGGCGUCAGACAAUGGCCAGACAGGUUGCCAAAAUAGAUGAGAUAAUGGAACGCUCCAAUAAUACGCUUCUUCACAUCGAGUCCAACAACAAAGCGCUGGCCCAAAAUGUCUCCCCUUUGGAGUCCCAAAAGGUUUUUAAUGUCCAACCGGAGUGCGAGUUGGCGCUGGUCAAGAUCCUUGAGAACUUUAAGCAGCUGGUGCAGAAUAGCGACCACAAAGAGGAAACCUAUAGCGCCCUCGAUGGGUGCCUUGCCCACAGGCACCGAGUAGAACAUCUUGGCAGCUCGGUUCGAAAGCUGGUGGCCCUGUGCGAUACUGUGGCCCAGAUGAAAGCCUUUCAGGAGGAUCAAGAUGAAGCCGAGGAUUCAUCCUAGUACAUUUAUCAACUUAUUUAUUUUUAUUUUAAAAAUUUAAAGAACAUUUUGAAAAGAUUUUAUUAAA
Messenger RNA from Drosophila bipectinata, 558 nucleotides. RefSeq names its product mitotic spindle density 1 (gene msd1). Lineage: Eukaryota; Metazoa; Arthropoda; Insecta; Diptera; Drosophilidae. The record is from RefSeq and is a predicted model, not a curated record.